GCAGUUCCGUUUCCGCUUAGGUCCAGCUAUUUUCUCACACGCAAUCUCUUUGUUGAGCCUUGCUUACCUGCAACGACUCAAUACUCACAUUCCUGAUUGCGUCCAGCAUGACUCUUCCAGGGGCAACCCACACCUUCCCUCCAGCGCGAUCCCGCCGAGCCAUUUUGGCAACGGGUUUCUAUCCAAUGUUUUUUCUUUGUUGCACCCCUGCAUACUCAAAAGGCUUUUUCGCGCGCCAAUUUCCUAAUUCCACUCUUACAUUCAUGGCUGGCCCCAUCCAACCCGUUCCCCUUGGUAUCAUCAUCAAAGAGACCACGCCCUUUAAAGAGUGUACAGUUUGCGUCGUCGCCGACGCUUCGUUCCCACGUUCUAACGGUCGCUCUCUUCCCCUUACUUUCGCUCAACUCACAAACUGAUACCAAAGACUUUGAUCCUGUCUGGAUUUCCAUCUCCGGUGCGCGUGUCACCGUGAAACCCUUUCGAUACAUGAUUUCACUUUCCUUUCCGUCCAGUAUUGCGC
This is a messenger RNA of Tilletiaria anomala UBC 951, 520 nucleotides long. RefSeq lists its product as uncharacterized. NCBI's taxonomy places the organism in Eukaryota, Fungi, Basidiomycota, Exobasidiomycetes, Georgefischeriales, Tilletiariaceae. The record is from RefSeq and is a predicted model, not a curated record. The transcript has a single exon. The coding region runs from base 108 to 416 and encodes 102 amino acids.